Molecule: messenger RNA, 5825 nt
Organism: Ochotona princeps (American pika)
Lineage: Eukaryota; Metazoa; Chordata; Mammalia; Lagomorpha; Ochotonidae
Gene: TDRD15
Product: tudor domain containing 15
Exons: 2
Coding region: 88-4893 (1601 amino acids)
Source: RefSeq, a predicted model, not a curated record
AGUCAUAUUGGAAAUUGUGAACAACUGAUUGACUGUCUAAAUCACAAAGAUAUUCUUAAAGUAAACUUUUCUAUUAAAACUGUGGAAAUGGAGAUCGAGGCUACCUACAUAGCUUUUGUAGUAUAUGUAUUAAACCCAUCCAAUUUCUGGGUACGCACUAAUGACCAUCAGAAUAAAUUUCAAUAUAUAAUGAAAAACAUAAACAAAUUUUAUGAUUUAUGUGAAAAUGAUGAACUAAUUCUAAGGAAUCCUAAGCCUGGAUUAUUUUGUUGUGCUAGAUACAGCAAGGACAAGCAUUUUUACAGGGCUGUCAUCACUGAAGUUAGCGGUUAUAAGAUUAAUGUUUAUUUUUUAGAUUAUGGAAAUACUGAUUCAAUACCAUUUUUUGAUGUGAAAAUUUUGCUUCCAGAAUUUUGUGAGUUGCCUGCGUUAGCCAUGUGCUGUUCACUUGCACAUGUAUUUCCUAUUGAGGAUUUAUGGGUAAAAGCAGCAAUUGAUUAUUUUAAAAAGAUUGUUUUGAACAAAGCUGUUUUGCUUCAAGUUAUAGCAAAAAAGGAUGCUAAGUAUACUGUAAAGAUUCAGAGUAUUGAAGCCUCAGAAAAUGUUGAUGUUGUUUCUCUUAUGUUACACGCUGGCUAUGCAGAAUAUUGGGAAGUAUCACCAGAAUGUUUUCCAAAAUCUGUAAGGGAGCAUCCAAUGGUAAAAUCUAAAAGCGGUGCUAAUAUUAGAAAAGUUGUAUCUACUCCUCUUAAUGUGCCUGCAUCUAAAGUAUACCAUUCAAAUAACCUAGAGAAAAGUAACUUGUCUUUGUUAAAGUACUCGACUGUUAAUUUAUCAGAUUUAAAAACUCCUUUAUCCAUAUUUCUUGGGCCUGAGUCAAUAUGGCCUUAUAAAGAAUAUAUGUUUAAACCAGGAACAAUUCUGAAAGUUAAAUGUUCUUAUUACUGUGGUCCAGAUGACUUUUCAUGCCAGCUACAGUGUAAAUUAGAAGACCUAAAAUUGCUAAUGGAACAAAUUCAGAAUUAUUACAGCAUCCAUUCUGAUCCUUAUGAAAUUGGACAGAUUCCUUGUGUUGCUAAGUAUUCCAAAGAUGGAAAGUGGUAUCGAUGUGCUGUUUUGACACAGGUAUCAAAAAGACAUGUUUACAUAAGAUUUGUUGACUAUGGUUACCAAGAAAGAGUUUUAAUUAAAGACCUUUGUGCUAUCAACCCACAAUUCCUUAUUUUAGAAAGCCAAGCCAUCAGAUGUUGUCUUAACCAUUUAGUUGAACCUAUUAGUUGUAAAUUAUUCCUUUGGACAAAAACAGCAUCCAAAGACUUGGAAAAUUUUAUUUUUUCAUCCAGAGGAUUAUUGACUUGUAUCAUCUAUGCAUUAGUUUUUAUACAUCCAAACUGUUUGUGUAAUUUAGUAGAUUUACAAUCCUCAUUUACUAGUGCAAAAGAAUUUCUUGUGAAUCGUGGUUUUGCACAGUAUAGCACAUUAUCAAAGCCGCUUCCACCAUCUAUUAGUCUUUACAGUUACUAUUAUUCUUCCUUUAAUUUGAAGAUUGGAAGUAUAGAAGAAAUAUACAUAUCUCAUGUAUUUAGUCCCCAAAAAUUUUAUUGUCAACUUAGCAGAAAUAAUGCAUAUCUAGAGAUGUUAGAAACAAAAAUCACUGAGGUUGUUAACCUCAAGAAUUAUCCAAAAUAUGACUCUAGUAAAAUGAGACUGUGUUUAUGCAAGUAUGUAGACGAUGGUUUUUCGUAUAGAGCCUUAGCAAUACCAACAAAUUCGUCAUCUGGCUUUUUAGUUCAUUUUGUGGAUUUUGGAAAUAAGCAAUUAGUAGAAGAAAAUAUGUUGAGGGCCAUUUCAGAUCAGUUUCCAGAGUUGCUGUUUACACCUAUGCAAGCUAUUGAAUGCUUUCUGUCAGAUCUUAGAGAUGUAGAUAUUCCAGCAGAAAUCAGUGGCUGGUUUGAAGAAAACUUCUUGGGGAAACCUUUAAAGGCAGUCAUAUUGUCUAGGGAGACAGAUGGACAGCUUGGCAUAGAAUUGUAUGAUGGAAGCCAACAGAUAAAUCAAAGAAUUAAAAGAUGGCUUUAUACGUACAGAAAAAAGCAUUCAGCCCAAACAUCUUGUAUGGAGAAGGGUCAUAAAAUAAGUGGGAAUAAGAUACUUGCUGCUGCUUUGAAAGACAAGAUAGAAAGCAACUAUUACCAUCAUAUAAUGGGUAGAACUAGUAUUGUAACAUACUCCAAUAACCAAAUACAUCACUUAAUGCAGCCCCAAAAUGUGUAUGCUACACUUUUGAAACCACCAGUUUGUUAUAAAAUUGAAACUGUGUCAAAAAACAAAAUGAAGAAAUCUUUGAAUGAUGGACUUAAAAAUAAAGAUAUAAAAAUAGUCCCUGCACCUGCACAGAUGUUUGAGGAAAGUGAAGUAGGAGAAAAAGCAGUAAAGGUUCUGUCACCAUCUUUCGUGCGAGAGUUGAAUCAAGCAGCAUCACAGAACUCAUGCAGCCUUGUUAGACCACAGAUCAAAUAUCUUCCUCAACCUCACAUUUACUUGAACUCCAAAGUUAGAGGAUAUGUUUCUCAUAUCAACAGCCCAGCAAGUUUCCAUAUUCAGCUUGUUGAGAGUGAAAAUGUGAUCUUGAGACUUGCAGAUGCUCUAAAUGAAAGACAAGCAAAUAGGGUGAAUAAGAGAAAAUCAAUUAAGCCGUUGGUGGGAGACCUUGUGGUUGCAGAGUACCCUGGUGACAGUGCUCUUUACAGAGCAGUUAUUAAGAAAAUUUUGCCAGGUAAUUAUUUUGAAGUAGAAUUUGUCGAUUAUGGUAAUACUUCAAUGGUACACAUUUCUAAAAUUUAUGAACUGAAGAGAGAAUUCUUAGCUAUCCCUCAGCUAGGAAUCCAUUCUUUUCUUAGUGGAGUAAAAUGGAAUGAGCCUGAUGAAAUUUGGGACAGCAAAACUGUGAAUUAUUUUGCCUCAAGAGUAAGUAACAAAAUUGUAUCUUGUGAAUUUUUGAAAAAGUGUGAGCAUAAAUGGGAAGUUAAUAUAAAUUGUGAUGGAAAGUGCAUCAUCAGUGAAUUACUGAAAUGGACAGCAUGUUCAAAACUACAGAAGGCAGUGUUGCAUAAACCUCCAAUUGUCUCUCAGAAUGUGAACCCUGGGGAUACUCAUGAAAUGAACAAAGGAAGAUCAAAUGAAUAUGAAUGUUCCGUGACCCUCCAACCAUCCUGCCAACAGCUGGUUAAAAUUCCUUUUGAAGAGUUAAAACCUGGACAGCUUGAAAGAGCUGAAAUACUUUAUAUUUCAAAAAGUGGAAGAUUUUAUGUGAAACUAUCCAAAAAUAAAAAAAUAUUUUCAGAUUUAACUGUGUUAAUUACAAAAGAAGAGAAGAAAAGCUCUUUUUUAUCAGUAGAACAUAUUGAAAAAGGCUUGGAAUGCUUAGCAAAAUCUAAGAAGUCCCUGAAAUGGUACCGAUCAAAAGUAGAAGCAAAGUAUGUUGAUGAGAAAGUGCUGGUUUUCUUGGUAGAUAUGGGUAGGUAUGAAAUAGUGCCUUUCUGUACUACCAAGGUGCUCAGUGAUGAGCUCAGAAAUAUUCCAAGGCAAGCUGUUCCCUGUAAAUGGGUUUGGUUUAAAAAUUCCAAGAAUGUAUCAUUUGAGUCUAUUGUAUUUUUAUUCGCUCAUUUGGAAAUAAACAUUCUUUUCCUGAAAUAUUCAGACUGUGCUUGGGAAGUAGACAUUUUGAUAGAUGGUAUGUUACUUUUGGAAUAUUUAAAUUUGAGUACUAUUCAGGCUGAAGAAAACAAAUGUCGGCCUUCAGGAAUUACUUUCAACACAGAAUCUCAAAAUCCUGUGUCAUCAUGUGCAGUAAGAUCGUUUACUUGGGCACAACUCCAAAAUGGUAGACAGUAUUCUGGUAUUGCCACUGCUGUUUCUGAUCCAACAAACUUCUGUGUUCAAUUAGAAGAUUUUUUUGACACAAUGAAAUGUCUCUUUAUGUUGCUUUCUGAUCUACCAGAAACUUUACAAACUGUGCCUCAAGAGCACAUAGUUCCUGGUUCUACUUGUUUGUUCAAAUAUGAAUUGGAAGAUCAGUGGAUGAGAGUAGAGAUUUCUGAUAUCUCUGAUAGGUCUUUGCAUCUUAUGUUGGUGGACUGUGGGCUUUCUGUUCAUAUACCUUAUUCAGACACAGUCAAUCUGAAAGUUGUUCCUGAGAAACUUUUGAAUUUACCAAGGCUCAGUUAUCCAUGUAUCUUAAAUGGCAUCUUACCUGCUAAAAGUGGAUACUGGAAUGAUGAAGCCAAAAGGUUUUUUCAAGAUUUCCUAAGUAAACCAGGACUAGUUUUUCAGUUUAGGGAAUGUGGUUUUCAGAAGAAACUGGAAGUAGAUGUCACUCAUGAGGAGAACGAUUUGGCACAUUUAUUAGUUGCAUCUGGUCUUGCAGUAUAUUCUAAAGAUUUGGUGAAUAUUGAAGGAAUUUCUGCUCCUGCAUCUACAAACAUCCACUAUAUAUUUCAGAGUGAGGCUGUUUGCCCUUUGCUAGAUCAAAAGCAAUGUGUAACUGGGAAACAAAAUCUGAAAAAACAGAAACCUGCCAAGAGGAAAGGCGUGUAUAAUAAUCUCUUAAGAAAGAGCAAGGUUAGUAAAAGAUUACAUUCUCGAAAUUUUGCUGUAAGAAAAAAAGUUGGGAGCAAAAGCCAUAAUCCCUCGAGUCUCAUCCCGUUUGGUGCAUGUGCAGCUGCCUCAUGUUUGGUACUGUCGGAUGGCUUCAAGAAUAGCUCCAGUUACUUAGAAAACAUUUUUGCAAAACUGCCAGCUGAAGGAAUAUGGAAAAAUAGUAGCACAAUGGACUUGAAAGCAGUGGUGAAAGUGUUUGGUGUUGAGGAAAACAUUACACCAAAAGAACAUUAAGAGGUCUUCAGAUCAAGAGUAGUUACACUUGAGGAACCACUUCUGGGGACUCUGAUCUGUACCUGGGCCUUAUUUAGAUGAUUGGAUCCAAGACUUUGAGCUGAUGUCAUGACACAGUGACACUUUGGACAUCUUAAGGAAGCGUUUAGUAUAUUCCGCAUAUUGGAAUGAUAUGAGCUGUGACCAGAGGACUGACUGUUAACUUGUGUUUUCCAGUGAUUGUCUUGACGCUAUUCCCAUGCCACAUGUUUUGAUUCACUGUGAUGUGAUCGCUCCCCAUCAAAUGGUGUAGUGUAAUUAUCCUUUUCUUGGAACUAGAAGGACUUGUGGCUGUGGUGUCUGGUGGAAGUGAUGGCAUGUAACAUUACAAGGUGGGCUGCAAAAAGGUGCACUUGCUUCUGGAACUCUGUUCUGUUGCUUGAGAAAUAUAGAAUUCUAAUGCAGGCUAUAUAAAAGCCAAGUUUGAUGCUUAGCUAUAAAGUCUUGUUUUAGCUGAGUCAUCCUUUCGGGCUAUGCAUGCGUAGCAUGUAGAGACAAGCCACGGUUGUGGUGAGCUGUCCAAAUCCUCAAGUUCCAGGGUAUGUUAACUUCAGUAAAUAGUUAUCUUGUAUGUAUUGAACCUUGAAGUAGUUAACUGGAACAACUGGGUAACAGGAAACCAUAUUAUAGUAAUUAUAAUAAGAUUUGUUAAAUGUUGGAUAAGUAAGAAUAAAAAAGACAGUAUGUUAAAAUGCAAAGUAAGCUUCAGUGAGAAAGGUUGUACUGCUAAUUUUAGCUGUGUGGUGACUUGCUUAUUUAUUUGUUUCUGAAAACCUAAGGUGGCUUUGUCUGAGUUCUAAAUGUACCAGUACAUGUAUGUUUGAACUGGCUUGUAGCAUUUCAUUUGAUUUGAGAUUUGUUCUCUUAUUUGAUUAAAAAUUCAGUAUACCUGG